UUCGACCUCGACAUCUCCGGCGUCGCAGGCUUCUUCGGCGCAGACGUCGCCAUCUCUGCCAUGGCCACCGUACACGUGUACGCGGGCAGGCGGUGGCUCGGGUGGUACAAUCAACCCGGCAGCUACGAGGUCGCGCGGCGUUACGGCCAGCUUGCGCGCUCCUACUUCUGGGACGCCCUCUACCCCGGCCCGAACGGGAACCCUGCU
Molecule: messenger RNA, 207 nt
Organism: Trametes versicolor FP-101664 SS1
Lineage: Eukaryota; Fungi; Basidiomycota; Agaricomycetes; Polyporales; Polyporaceae
Exons: 1
Source: RefSeq, a predicted model, not a curated record